Pelobates cultripes (western spadefoot toad) is the source of this 31045-nucleotide messenger RNA. NCBI's taxonomy places the organism in Eukaryota, Metazoa, Chordata, Amphibia, Anura, Pelobatidae. The record is from the annotation of a GenBank genome assembly.
CAGCAGGGCAGUGCGUGAGGGUAGUGUGGGCAUUAAUGUUUACACAUAGAGCUCCAGGCUGGUCACUGUCUAAUGAGGCAGAUUCCUGGGUAGUGUUACUGGCUCUUUUAUUACUUUAUUUACUAUGACUUUUUAUUUAUUUUUUUAUCAUUAUUAAUUAGGAAGUACUAAUUAAAUUAUAUUUGUAAACACGUGUUUAUAAAAUAAAGUCAAAAUUAAAGGACAACUGUCAGCUGAAAACUAUUUUUUAAUAUAGUUCUUUCAUCAAGUUUUUCAAAAGAAAUAGGUGUUUUUUUUUUUGUUUUUUUUUAAAAUGAAGUAUUUUAGUUAAAAAGAUUUAACUCAUCCCUACCUUCAGUAUAUGACGGGGUCCUUCAGCCAUAUACAUACACCUUGGGUCAGACAGUGUUUCAAAACUGACGGUUUCUGUAGUCUUAAAGGGGCACUCCCUAAAGCAUUUAAACUUGCCUGCCGAAAAGCUUUGUGUGUGUGAAGAGUGUGUCUUUUUCAUUUUGCAAAAAGUGCAGAUUUCAAUAGAAAUUGACACUUUUCUAAAUUAUAUGUGUUACACCGCCUUUGGCUUUCAGGUAGACUACGGUUACUGUUACUUUCUGGUUUGGUUAGUUCAGUGGAGCUAAAAUCAAGUGGCAUCAAUUGCCCAGAAAACUUGCCUUGCAAAGACUUCUCAUUGGGGAGUCUGUUAAUGGACAGCCACAGAAAGCCUGGGUGGGUUAGAAGGGACAAACUAGCAGACAAGAGAAAUGCAGGUUUUGCAAGAGAUUUUUAGAUAUAUCCCCAAUGGAAAAAUGCACAAUUAAAUGCAUUACGUUUUCAUUGGGGGUAUAUAUACUAAACAGUGAUUUUAUAUUUGGGCAGUGGAGUGUCCCUUUGCUUCUUUUCAGAGAGUGAAGCAGGGAAAAAUAUGGAAACUUACGGGUUACUCCCUAAAAUGAGAAUUGCAGAGAUUUGAAUGUAAACUUCAAAUUGAAGGCCAAAAAAGCCAAACUGGAAGCAAAUUUUUCUUGUUCAGCUAUUUUGACCUCUCAUUUGAAAUUCACUUUGCAUUCCCUGCAAUUCUCACUUGAAGGGAUACUAUAGUGUUAGGAAUACAUAUCUGUAUUCCUAACACUGAAGUUCCUUCCGCCUCCCCAGCCAAUAAAGAGUUAAAAAUCCUUUAUUUACUUACCUGUUUCGGUGCACUGCCUCCUGCAAAAUCAUCUUAGUGCGUUAGGCCCUCCCUUUAGAAAAGCAUUGAAACAAUGCUUUCCUAUGGGAAGUUGACUGACGCUGGAUGUCCUCAUGCAGAGCGCGAUGACGUCCAGCAUCAGUUAGGUGACUUAAAAGUCGUCUAACAAGCAGGAAGUGCUUGUCGUGACUGUUUUAGUGCUACAAUAUAAACAUUGCAGUUUCUCUAAAACUGAAAUGUUUUACAUUGAAGGACUAAGUGUGACAGGGACACUGCACCCAGGCCACUUCAAUGAACGGAAGUGGUCUGGGUGCCUAUAGUGUCCCUUUAAGUGAAUAACUGUGUUACUCUCAGUCUUUAAAACUGUCUGAAACAAGGUGCAUGUAUAUGGCUGAAGGAUCCUGUUGUAUACUAAAGGUAGGACUAUUUCUAAUUUGUUUUUGCAUAUACUAAAAAUAAAUAUACAGUGGAACCUCGGAACUCAAACUUAAUCCGUUCCCGAAGAAUUAAUGUAAAAUUGAUUAAUCUGUUUCAGACCCCCAAAACUACAGCAUUUUACACUUAUAUGUAUGCAUUAAAAUGCAGAGAUCACUCUAAUAAUAAGCACCUUACAUGUAUUUGAGUAGUUCCUGCCCUUCAACUUGCUAAAAACUUACUGUUGGUCAUUAUUACAAUUAUUUAUAAUAAUUGUCUGACUUGAAAAUGAGACAUGACUCUUUGUUGUAUGUUCGGGUACCAAGACAAUUUUUACUCAAAUUUCUUUUGUUCGACUUACGAAUUGUUCGAGAACGGGACCAUUCGAGCUCCGAGGUUCCACUGUAUCUAUUUUCUUUACAAAUUUGACGAAAGGAUUCUUAUAUUAAAAAUAGUUUUGAGGUAACAGUUUCCUUUAAAGGAGCACUCAAAGCACCAUAACAACUACACUGUGCUGUACCCAUCGUAUUAGUAGUCAUUUGUCUAACAGCAGAAAGCUCUCUACUUGAGGUAAGCGCAGCGGUACAGGGCUUGGUUGGCUGGUAGUAUUCAGCUGAAGCUCUCAAUCAGUGAGCUGGCCAUGCAUCUCAAACUCUGCCCUCCCAGAUGGUAUACUACAAUGUUUUUAUUUACUAGACAUCUAUUGCAUUCAAAGAAUGGCUGUAAGCCGUCAACAUGGGGGCCAGAGUUUGAGAUCCCUGUUUUAAAGGGACAGAGCAGAGAGGGUUUACCACUCAUUUUAAUGCAUUGCAGAGAUCAUGCAUUUAGAAAUGUCUAAGGUAAAUAUGCUGCUAUGCAGCAUUAUAGAUUUAAUCCAACCAUCAUAACCAAUACAACCCACUGUAGUGAUUAUGUUGUGCAGAGUACCCUGGCCCCAUUUCCCAGUAAUGGGGCAAACCGUUUUCCAACAGGAUCAGCAUAUAUUCCUGACACUAUAGUAUAUUUGUGGCUGUUUAGGCCUCCCUUAGAUUGCUCUGAAAAGGUGAUCUUGCUCACCUUUUUCCCAUGCUGCACAAGUGCGCAUCAAUCUUAAUGAUCUCAGCUGAUUCAAUGCUUUCCCAUAAGAAAGCAUUGGGCAUCUAUUACACAUGAAAAGGCAGCUUUUUACACUGAAAUGCCUGCAGGGACAUGCUAUAGACACCAGAAUCACUACAUUAAUCUGUAGUUGUUCUAUACUAUAGUGUCCCUUUAAAUUUCCAAAUUCUAAUCGCAUGGUUUCUUACAACCAAUGUCAUUUUUUUCUCUCUCCACUUUGUCCCCCCUCCCAUUGCUUUCUCCCUAGUUUGUUUUUUCUUUUUUCUUCCACCUUCUGCUGAUUUUUUUUAUUAUGUUAUGUUAUUCCUUUCUUCUUAAGAUAUGUUAAAGGACCACUAUAGGUACCCAGACCACUUCAGCUUAAUGAAGUGGUCUGGGUGACAGGUCCAACUAGGAUUAACCCUUUUUUCAAUAAACAUAGCAGUUUCAGAGAAACCGCUAUGUUUAUAAUAGGGUUAAUCCAGCCUCUAGUGGCUGUCUCAUUGUCAGCCGCUAGAGGCGCUUCCGCGCUUCUCACUGUGAAAAUCACAGUGAGAAGACGCCAGCGUCCAUAGGAAAGCAUUGAGAAUGCUUUCCUAUGAACUGGCUGAAUGCGCGCGCGGUUCCUGCCUGGCAUGCGCAUUCAGCCGAUGACGAUGAGAAGGAGGAGGAGAGUCCCCCGCCUGGCGCUGGAAAAAGAGGUAAAUUUAACCCCUUCCACCCCGUAGAGCCCGGCGGGAGGGGGGCCCUGAGGGUGGGGGACCUAGAGACCCUAUAGAGCCAGGAAAACGAGUAUGUUUUCCUGGCAUUAUAGUGGUCCUUUGAGGUUUUGGACAGAUAAUACUGGGACUGGGCUUUUGGUGCAAGGAAUCAAACUACUCAAAAAUGGAUUGUCAGAAAACAGAGGGGUUGCCCCAAAAGAAGUCUUGUGCUGUAGUGAUUACAAUACACUGUAGUGGUUAUGGUGCUUGAAUUGCCCCUUUAAGAUGUUGAUGUACAGUUAGAGGGUAGACUAUCAGCUGUCUGAAAGGGAGAUAUAACAUUUCAUAGUUAAUCAUAUCUGAACAUAUGGUGAUUUGUUGCAGAUUCGGAAUCAUAAUGGAAGAAGAAAGUAUAUGUAAAGAGAUUUCCAAUGUGCUUCAACUAAAUGUGGGAGGCUGUAUUUUCACCGCCAGACGGGAAUCUCUCUGUCGCUUCAAAGAUUCAAUGCUGGCUUCAAUGUUUAGUGGUCGAUUUCCUCUAAAACUUGAUGAGUCUGGUAAGUAUUUCUUUCUCCUAUGUAGUAUCCAUAAUAACUACCAGAAGCAUAAUUCAAACAUUCAACUAAUUACACACCACAUAUUCAUCAAUUACCCCUGGGAAUAAGAUUCUCUUUUCUAUUUUAGAAAAGCAGAUCAUUGCCAAGAAUGUAUUAAGUUUUAAAUUAUUAAAUUAAAUUAAAUUAAUGGCUAUUAUUUGUUUAAUUAAACAUUGACUGCAGUGUAUGUUUUGUAGUGCUGUAGAGUUGGAGGUGGAAGCAAUUUUGAAUUACUGCAGUCUGUAAAAAAUGUACCAACUCCGACUAAAUCUAAGUUGAACCAAUGUAUAAGUCAACCUCAAAAAAUGAGAGGUGUAAUAUAGGUUUAAGCCUAUAUUAGGACUAUAUUUAGGCCUGUAUGAGGACUUAUAUUAGGAUUUUGACCUAGGCUAAGCAACAGAAUCGGAAGUCCUAUUUCAUGUAUAAUUAAAACUGUUGUUUUAUUUACUAUAUCCUGUGAUGAGAUUAUUUUAAACGUAAACAAACAAAACAGCAUGUAGUUUACUUUUGUUGCCAAUAGGUGGCAUCUGCGGAUCUCUCCAGCUAGUCAACUGUGUUUACAUAUACUGCAAGUGGUAACAUCUUUUAUUUCUCAAACAAUGGGUGUGUAAAAUGUACAUAAGGACUUCUAAGCAUACUCAAUCAAGUGAUAACCGUGAUGGUAAGCACUACAGAAAUUCUGUUUCUCUAGAAAAGUUAUAAAAGAGGUUGGAAGUGAUAAAUAGGCAUGAGAAGGGUGAAAGCAUUGUCUGUAUCAAUAAAUAAUUAGGUUGAGGCCUUAUUUUCGACUUGGCCAUGUAUUAACAGUUUUAUGUUCAACAUAUUAUCCGACCUCUAGUUUUACAUGUCAGCAUAUACAGUAAAUUGUAAUACAGUAACUAUAUUUCUCUUUAGAUAAGUUAUCAAGUCAUACCUCCCAACUCAGGAUUCCUGAGAAUUGGGACGCGGGAGAGGGGGAGGUAAAGAGGGUGGGCCAGUGAUGCAGUUAAUGGCAGGUCAGCCUGAUGUUAAAUUGAGGCCUAAAUUAGGGAAGUGCAUAAAAAAAUUGUUCAUGCAUCCCAGCAUGCUGUCCAUUGUAUCUAAAGUAAAACUUCAGACAUACUGUUCUCAUGUAUCAUAAUCAUGGUUACUGGAAACUGACCUUUAUUAGAUUUCUUUAACCCCUUAAGGACACAUGACGUGUGACAUGUCAUGAUUCCCUUUUAUUCCAGAAGUUUGGUCCUUAAGGGGUUAAAGAGACCCUAUUUGGACUAAAUUAAAUAUUAGGUGAUACUCUCAACCAGUGAAUUCCUGUCCAAAUGUGGACAAGAUUGAUAAAUCUAAGACAGAAGUGGUAUUUCCACUUUAGUAAGAACCCAAGGCACCAAGGUAUCUGUUAAACCAUUUGAAAAUGUUAGAUUGUUAACAGUGAGGCAGCACCAGGGACUCCUGCUACAAUAACCUCUAUAUCCCUCUGUCGAUAUUAUGGUGUUUAGAGUGCCCCAUUAACAACUGUAGCAUGUCUUUUCACACCACAGUUGACUAAGCAAAGUCACUUCUUGUCUUACUAUCAUAAAAACUUUACCUUUUACUUUGCAAUUAGUUUACCCUUUACCUAGUGUGAUAAAACAUUUUGGCCAAUACAGUGAUUUAUAUAAAUAGGCACAUUUCUUGUGAGCUUCAUUUGGUAAAGGUCAGUGAUUUAUUUUAAUCCAACAUAUAUUGGGAGACUCACAGGAGUAAGCAUAGGACAAAUAUGAACCACCUUACACAUUUCUUGCCCUACAGCAAUUCCUUAAAGAACAACUGUCUGCUAUAAAGCAUUGAAGUUGUACUCCUUGAAUAUAUUACGGUGCACAGAGGUCUCCUGUAUCUGUAUAACUUGUAAACAUUGUAGGAGGAUUUUUUGGAGAAUGUUAUACUUUCAUCUCUGUCCAUACAAUAUAUUUUUAAGAGGUGCACACACCACGUACCUACCUCCAUUCACAAAUUGUGAACGGGGUUGUCAGUAAACUGUUAGCUUAUUCGGCAGUUCUGUGUAUUUAUUUAGAGUUAUUGCUGCUGCUUACUCAUAAACCAUGACAUUUUUUUGACAUUAAUCUUUUUUGUACUCCUAGGUGCUUGCCUUAUUGAUCGAGAUGGGAUGCUUUUUAAAUACAUUCUAGAUUACCUUCACGGGGAAGUAAGGAUUCCAAAAGAUGAGCAAACGCGAAUUGCUCUGCAUGAGGAGGCUGAUUACUUUGGAAUUCCAUACCCUUACAAUUUGACUGAUCACUUGGCAAACGAGAUGGAGACAUAUUCUUUAAAUACAAAUAUAGAACUUAAAAAGGUCCUGGAAAUAUCUUGCUUUUCUUCACCUUGUAUACUACAUAUAUUGUACUGUGUUUUAUCAAGGCUCACAUUCUCAACUUUUAAACUACUAGCCAGGCCCAAACGUUACUUGCCAUUGCAUAUCUCCUCCAAUGCAAUGGUUGGGAAUGGAUAGGGUAGCAGCAUGGUCAGCUAUAUUGUGUCUAAAUGAUUCAUUCAACAUUUGACAAUCCUUAACGUGUGGGGAUUCUGUGGACAUAGUGUGCAGUCUUUACCAGUAUCCUAGGAAAGUGAAAAUAUAUAAAAAAUUUAAAUAACUAUCUAUAUAAUGGCAAUACAUCUUGCUAGGAUAAUAUGUUGAGAUUGUGUAGUACAUGAUUGAGAAGUGAAUCACAGUGAUGUUUUGGGGGGCAAUAUAUUCCACUUGCCCGCUCGAUCCUGUCCCAUCUCACCUCAUCAGAUCUCUCUCCCCUUGUCUUGUGCCUACCCUAACACACAUCUUUAACUGCUCUCUCUCUUCUGGCACUGUUCCUGCUGACCUUAAACAUGCCACUGUAAUACCUAUCCUGAAAAAACCAUCUCUUGACCCAUCCUCCCCUUCUAACUAUCGUCCCAUAUCCCUGCUCCCUUUCUCAUCAAAGCUUUUGGAAAGGCUUGUCUUUACCCGUGUGUCCCGCUUCCUUAAUUCCAACUCUCUCCUUGACCCUCUUCAGUCUGGCUUCCGCCCUCUCCACUCUACUGAGACUGCUCUUAUCAAAGUGACUAAUGACCUAAUCUCCGCUAAAUCCAAAGGUCAUUACUCCAUAUUAAUUCUCCUUGACCUCUCUGCUGCCUUUGACACCAUUGAUCAUGCUCUCCUCCUUCAAACUCUUCAAUCGCUCGGUCUCUGUGACUCGGUCCUCUCUUGGUUUUCCUCCUAUCUCUCCCAACGCUCAUUCAGUGUCUCCUUUUCCAAGGAUACCUCCUCCACUCGUCCUGUCUCGGUUGGAGUUCCCCAAGGGUCUGUCCUUGGUCCCCUUCUAUUUUCUCUUUAUACCGCCUCUCUUGGUAAACUGAUUGCCUCUUUUGGAUUCCACUACCACCUGUACGCUGAUGACACUCAGAUAUACCUCUCCUCCCCGGACCUCUCCCCUGCUGUCCUGCAACGUGUCACUGCUUGCCUUUCUUCCAUCUCUGACUGGAUGUCUUCACGCUUUCUGAAACUUAACCUCUCUAAAACUGAACUCCUUGUCUUUCCUCCUCCUAAUACUGAUCCUCCUCUCUCGCUCUCCCUUCAAGUCAGUGAUAUCCACAUAAGUCCAUCCCUGCAAGCGCGCUGUCUUGGCGUCAUACUUGACUCUGGUCUCACCUUUGAGUCUCACAUCCAGUUUGUUGCCAAGUCCUGUAGGUUCCAACUCAAAAACAUAGCCCGCAUUCGCCCCUUUCUUACGCAAGAUGCUACCAAGGAGCUUGUCCAUGCUCUAGUAAUUUCCCGCAUGGAUUACUGUAACCCUCUCCUGAUUGGUCUCCCCAAAAGCCGUAUUGCCCCGCUACAGUCUGUAAUGAAUGCUGCAGCUAGACUGAUUUUCCUCUCUAGUCGGUCCUCUCACACCUCACCCCUCUGCCGGUCCUUACAUUGGCUCCCUGUAUGCUAUAGGAGUCAAUUCAAAGUGCUAACCCAUACAUUUAAAGCACUGAACAGUUCUAGCCCCGCUUAUAUCUCUUCACUGAUCCAUAAAUAUGCCCCUCCACGUACCCUCCGCUCUGCCCGUGACCACCUCCUGACCGCUGCUCGCACCCGUACGGCCAACUCGCGCUUGCAGGACCUCUCGCGGGCGGCUCCUCUCCUAUGGAAUAGCUUGCCUACUGCCAUCAGACUCUCCCCUAGUCUUCAAUCAUUUAAGAAGGGCCUUAAAACCCAUCUCUUCAGGAAAGCUUAUGGCCUCCCAGAGUAAUCUCUACCUUACAUACCUGCCUCCUGCUCUCUCCUAUGGGACAGUGCUUUGCUCUCUCCUCCAGCUCUGCUCCACUCCUACUUGAUAUUUAUUGUCCUAAUGUUUCAAACACCCCACCUCCAAUAGUCUGUAAGCUCGUUUGAGCAGGGUCCUCUUCAACCUAUUGUUCCUGUAAGUUUUCUUGUAAUUGUCCUAUUUAUUGUUACACCCCCCCUCUCAAAAUAUUGUAAAGCGCUACGGAAUCCGUUGGCGCUAUAUAAAUGGCAAUAAUAAUAAUAAUAAUAAUUAAUGUCACUGUCAUUAAUUAUCUUUUUCUAGAUGACCUGUGCAUCUAAGAGAAUGGAGGAACUUAUUCUUAUCCCCCCAUAAAUCUGUCACUUUAUCUGAGAAGCAUGCAGGCUGAUUGUUACAGCCUUUGAAUAACUCCCUGUGCUUUCCAGCAUCUAUGUCUGUGUUAGAUUAAGUUUAUUAUGGUGACAUUAAAAGAAAAAGCCAAAAGGUGAAAUAUAUUUUAUUUUGAAUACAUUUUGUGACAAAGAAUACUGUCUUAUUUUGUCUAAUACAGUGUUAUUUUUUGCCUAGGUUUUAAUUGAUUUCUGUGAUACCUAUGGCUUCAUAUGUACAAAACCUUCAGUGUGGGUGUUAAAUUACUUACAUACAAGUGGCUCCAGCUGUCAGAGUAAAGUGAUUGGAGUUUACGCAACCAAGAAGGAUGCACAAAUGGCGACCGAGAAACAAUUAGGAGAACGAAUUAAUCAUAAAAAUAUGUACAAAAGGUAAGCAUUUUUAAUUGAAUGUUUUGUUGGAAGAGUGUAUGCUAAAAUGACAGUAAAGGAAAAAAGACAUUUAGUGGAGGUUUUUUUCCCUUUCUAUUGGUAACUGUUUGGCAGUCGACCAUCUGCUCUAAUGUUAACUCUCAUACACAAUUUUGUGACCAUAAUGUCAAGCCCCUUAUGGUUAACCUUUUUUUUAGUGCCAAAGGUAUUUCCACAGCUUUGACAGUUAAAGGUUUCACUAUAAUAGACUGAAUUUUAUUAACAGGAAAUUGAAAAAAAAUUGAUUAAUGUAAUAUUCACCUCAACCAAAACAAUCUGCAAUUAUUUUCUAUACACAAUAGUAGUAUACAGUGUGUUAAUAUGUACAGACAUCCACUGUAUAUCACAAACGGGUGGCUACCAGGCAAUCUUGGCCUUGUAUUUGUUUUAUAACAGCCAAGUGGAAUGAUCCCUUGAUUAGAUCUAAAAGGUUUAAACUGUUUUUACAGGCUUUCAAGGGGCAUUAAUGGAGUAUGGUCACUUCAGAUGUAAAGGCAUAUUUUAUUAGCUUACCAAAAGCUAAUCAUUUUGCUCUUUGAAAAAAAAAAACAAAAACGCAUUUUUAAAAACUCUUUCCAUUUACAUCAUAUGCCAUGCUUUGUUGGUACACAUUGCCAUCCAGUGAAAAUAUUUUUCUUCUUUUUUCUGUAUGUUACUUGUAUAAAUUCAGAAGGGACUUGCAUAGCUUCGGUUAUGGGGUGGGCACUCAAGCCAAUAAACUAGAUUGUGGUUAAGGAUGUUGUCUCUUCAUUAGUGACCCAGGCAGCCUGAAGCAUUAAGAUGUCCUGCAAAAAAUACAAUGGCAUUAAAGUGAAAAAUAUAUAAUGUUUUAUCUUCCUUCCAAAUGAAAUCUAUUUUCAAUCUAUAGCUAUAUUAAGGGAGCACACUGAGUACAAUAACCACUACAGACUGAAGUGAUUAUAGUGCUAGAAAUCUGAAGGCACCGUUUCCUGGUUCUAUGUCAAACCUUGUUCUAGUAGCUUCACACAAACCGAGAGUCCCACAUAGCUAUAGCUCACUCAUCCACUAAACAGCAACUUCAAAGCUCACAGAUUAUAUUAGUAUUUUUUAAAAACACCUAACCUAGGUAAAAAUAAUGGGGGUUUAGUUACAGUAUAUGAUCAUACAUUGCAUAAACCUGCCACAGUGAGUAAAUGCGCUGGAUCUUGUGUAUUGUAUGAAUUAGCCCCAGCAGCACCCCAUUUAUGCAUGUUCAUGUCAGUGCAGCACCCUGCUUUCAUAUAUAUAUUUGGGAAUCUAGGUCAACUCCUUGGUUUUGCAUCCCUCCCUGUCACAGGUGCCUCAUACCAUGGCUCUAUUUAACCUUGUCAGUAUGUAUGUCUGUGUGUGUGUCAGUAUGUGUGUAUCUCUGUGUCUGUGCCAGUAUAUCUGUGUGUGUGUAUCUGUGUGUUUGUGUGUGGGUAUUUGUGUGUGUCUCAGUGUAUGUAUCUGUGUUUCUUUUUGUGUCAAUGUGUAUUUGUGUGUCAGUGUGUGCAUUUGUGUAUGUUUCUGUGUGUGUGUAUUCUGUGUCAAUGUGUAUCUGAGCAUCUGUGUGUGCAUCAGUGUGUAACGUGUCUGUAUCUAAGUGUCUGUGUGUAUCGUUGUCAGUGGUAUGUGUCUGUGUAACAUGUGUCAGUAAUUAAGUGUCAGUGUGUGUAUCUGUGUGUCAGUGGUACGUGUCUGUGUAUGUAUGUGUAUCAGUGUGUGGAAGUGUAUACACUACAUACAAAUGCAUACCUGCAUUCAAACACCAACAUUCACACACAUACUCCAUACAAAAACAUGCUUACAAUCAAACACACAUUGUAUAUAUAUAUAUAAUUAUAUAUAUAUUGUAUAUAUAUAUAUAAUUAUUUCUAUACACACUACACGUGCACGAACACACACUGCGCCCAUUUUAUACACACCGCAUUAUUGUGGGCAGAUUUGAAGGUGAACCCUGAGUACUGACUUGGAGGCAGGCCCCCGGGGGCCCAGACCUUGAGCUGUAUUAGGGGCCCCAAAAUGUCUGAUGGCAGCCCUGCACAUGCCCAUCGGGUGGCCACUGUGUGCAGCCGCAUGGUGAUAUUGCUGCCACUGGUGCCCAUUACCACUACAAUGUGCACAUGUCAAUUACUUGUAGUGGUUAUGAUGAUUAGAGUGUCCCUUACAUUUUCCUGAAAAGCAAUGUGAGCAAAUGUAACAAAAUUGACAUUAUGUUCCUUUUUUUUAAUGUGUUUUUCUGCCAGGGAAGCUGGUGGUAACAUACAAUAUAUUCUGAGCUACUAUAGUGUGUCUGAGCUGAAAAACAUGAUGGAUGCUUUUGAGACAUGGAAGGGAAGAGGUAAGCAAAAUCCUUUGAACUUACCAUAGCUAUUUGGCUUCUACUACUGUUUUGUAUAAACCCUUUUACAGGGUAAUUCACUAAGGUCCACAAGGCACUCUACUGAAUGGGGCAAAGCCAUCCGGCUGCAUAUGGUGCUAUUUAGACUGCAAAAUUCAGACAUUGAUGAAAUUCAUUAAUAUCCGGAUUUUGUAAAUCAGGCCCCAAACGACUAUGAAUUUGGUCUGAAUUUCAGCUGAACCAAAAGCUGCAAGACGACUGAAAUCUGGGAAGAAUAAAUUCAAUCUGAUAAAAAAAAAAAAAAUAAUCUGAAUUAUUUGCCCACUGGCAGUGCUAGCAGCCACUAGGCAAAUAGUGAAAAACCAUAAGCACUACAAGGUUUAAUUAUUUGGCAACUGGCCAGCGCUUGCUUACUGCCUGCCACAUUAAGCAAGUAAAAAUACAUAAAAAUCAUAUGGUGUGGUCAAUAGGUCCCCCUAUAUUACCAUAAUCGGGCUUAAUGUAGCUGUAGUCCCCUCUCCUGGCCCCACCCAUACUGGCUGGUGGGUGUCCUAAUACGUAUGACAAUGGGAGGACCUAUUGUCCCUUUCUUUGGUCCACACCAAUGCUGGUGGGUGGGGACUCUGAUAUAAAGGAAAAUUUGCUUCAUACUUACCGUAAUUUUCUUUUUCUGAUCAUUAUUCAUGGCAGCAUUUACUCAUGGGUUAGCUCCUCCCCUCACAGCAGAAAGGACAGGAAAUAGAACUCUGAAACUGGUAUAAAUAGAUCCUCCCCCUUCCCAUCAGGCAGUCUUAGUAACUAGCUUCACAACUCCUGUAGUAUAUGGGUGGGAACGUAAUGCUGCCAUGAAUAAUGAUCAGAAAAAGAAAAUUACGGUAAGUAUGAAGCAAAUUUUCCUUUUUUCCUGACAUUAUUCAUGGCAGCAUUUACUCAUGGGGAAUACCCAAGCAGUAUAUAUCGAGGGAGGGACAGAGUUCAAAAACAGCCAAUAGCUAUAAAACCAUUAUUGAGCUGCAUAAACCUUAGAAGACUCUAAAAAAAGCCAAACAAGACAUCAAUAGGAUGUUGUCAUACAUUCUGCUCAGACAAGUUAAUUAACCUAGAGGCUGCAAGGUCAGCAACCUCCUGGCAUUCAAUAUCUGAAAUAUCCUCAAUAAAUAUAGUCAAAUAGGAAUUAAGGCCAUGAUAGCAUAAGUUAGAGAAGAAUAAUGCCAUUUUGAUAUAAAAUUUAAAACCAAAUUGAUGACCUCAUUAGAUCAGAACCUUGACAAAAAGGCAUAACAGAAGGUUGGAUAGACACACCAUGCUAUUAAACAUGGCGAGAAUUACACUGAGAAUCCUACAACUCUCUGGAUGUAAUUAUUAAUGACGAUUCACACUGCUUCCUCUUGCCUUGUGAACUACUUACCUGUGGAUACAGGAAAUAAAUCAAUACCUGCCUGUCAGGAAGAGGCAGAGCCUAGUAGAGAAAUAAGUGUUAUUAAAACACUGCAAUAAUGAAUAUAUACACAUAUAUAUUGCAAAAAUCAGACUCACAACAAUACCUCACACCGUGGAUGAAUUGAUACAGUAAUGCUCAGGCACAGGAGAGGUAUAAACCAAUGACAUUACUAGGCAAGGGCAAGAAGAGUCAUAUACAGAUUAGUUAAAGAAAGAAAAAAGGAGACAUCGGUAUGAACCGUAGAAUUUGUGGAAACUCCUAAAUUAUAAGUAGGACAAUCACGUCAGUACCUACAUUCAAAGAAACAUUGUAAAUAGUACAGAUUAUACCAAACAGUAUAAUCAAAUUUAUUAGAGAACGUUGUGUAACAUAAGUAGGAGAUAUGUAAUCGGCAGGAUACUAAUGAGAAGGUGGUAACCAGAGGCACAUGAUCCAUUGUGGCAACCGACACAUAAUAAGCAGGAUAGUAGAAGAUAUUCAGUUAUCCUUAUGAGAACAAACAACCGCAUACUUACUCUUACCUUAUCUUCAGAUAGCGAAGAAGUACUAUGGCAGAGCUUAUGGUGAUAAGCAGUUUUUAUUAUUCUUACCUUAUCUUCAGAUAGCGAAGAAGUACUAUGGCAGAGCUUAUGGCGAUAAGCAGUUUGUAUUAUCUGCAAGAUAUCGACACCAAUACAAGUAUAUAAUCCAUAAGUAUUAAAUCAAUGCAAUGUUAGGAGUGACCAUAACUUAUACCGAUCUAGGUACAGAGACCAUGAAAAAUAUAUCAGUCAAAUGUUUAUCAACAAGCUGCAUUACAUUAUAUUAUGUAGGAUGAAUCAACCACUUAAAGCCACACCUCGGUUGCAAAUUCCAGAUAUAGGGACCACUAGAAGAAUCCCCAUGAAUAUCAGAAGAGAGGACCGUAAUGGAGUUACCUGUUAAGGGAUUUCCUCUCUUGUUCUGAAAGCAGGUGAAUUUUACUUGAAAUAGUAAACCUGGUAGAAUGGCCUGGGGACUAGAAAGACCUUCCAGUGUCACUUAAAAUACUUGCAAUACUAAGUAUCGAAAACUUACCUGGAUCAUAUGAGCAUAAAAGAAUACAUUUAAUUGCAGAAAGGAAAUUAUAAUAAUAUUCCCUUUCACCACAAGGGAAUCUUGUCAGAAAUUUCUGAACAUUAAUUCCUUAAGAACCAAAAGCAUGCCACCCCUGACAUAUCCUAAAGGGAUUGCCAAACUCUCAGGUCCCCAAGGGAUAAAAGAGAAUACUGCAUAUAAAAAAUUAGUACAUUCUCCAAAUUAUAAAGAUUAUGCUUUAAGGAAAGGUACGCAUUUCUAAAGAAUGUUAAACCAAUUCCAGAGAACUGAGUUAAAAACUUAAUAAAAAGCAAAAACCAGACCAGAAGUAGUGAAUUCUUCAGAGUAGAAGUUUGCAGAAAAAUAAAAUGAUACUAAAGUUAAGACCAGGAGAGAAACAAGCCAAUAUGAAAAGCUUUUUAAAUCAGGUAAUAGCUUCAGAGUUACCUACUUAUGAGAACGAUUAAUAGCCCAAUUUGUGCUCCUGCAACCAGCAUGAUCUACUAAGCUGUGCAUCAGUAACAGCAUAUAUCUGAAGAUAAAACACUGCCACCAAAACAUUCCUUAUCUUGAUAAGAGAGGAGAGGAUACUUGGCAAUAGAAAAACUUCUCAGAAAUGGUCUCAUGUAUAAAUACAUAGGAGUGCACACAAAAAAGGCCUUAAUUUUGUUAAACAGUACCAUUAUCCAUUUUGGAAAUUCAGGUCUCCUUCUCUCCUGGGAGAGGCACUCAGACAGGUUCAGUAACACCUGCAAUCCAUCUGAAGUGGUAAAAAUUGUUAAUUGCUUAUCCCGAAACACCUGUGGGAGAAGGAAUCUAAUACAAAGCCAAAAGCAGUAUGUUUCCUUAUCCACUUCAUUUAAAAAAAAAACUGAAAUAGAAAAUCCACAGGAGGCAAUAAUUACUUACACAGUAUAACAGUGCAUUUGUAUUUGCUAAAAUUAGGCAGUGCUACAUUUCAGCACAAAACCCAGACCUUAGAUCAUUUGUAUACAUUAAAUCUAUCAAUGCCGUGUAUAAAUUAGGGUUAUCUAAUACUACCAACCUGCAUACAGAUUAUGUGAAUCACACACAUUGUGAAUGUUUCUAACAGCACCUUAUACACAGAUAUAUCAGUUUCAUAUACUGAGCCUGUUCAAAUAGUAAUAGCCUACCUCUGCUAUAUACAGUGACACUAUGCCUGUACACAUAUUAAGAUUAUAUGAGUGAGAUAAAUUGAGGCUGUUUUCAACAGAACUUCAUGCACAUAUUACACCACUCAUAUAUACUGAGGUUGUGACUAAUAACCCACACAAAAAAAACCCCUGUAUUAGAUUGGACUCAUAGAGGAUGUGUCUUAUAUCAUUCACAUAUAUUGUGUUUCCACUAAUACAUCAAGCAUAUAGUGAACAGAUCCACUGAAGCAAUGUCCACACCAACUUCCAUAUAGAGCAUGUUGAGACAUAUACUGAGGCUAUGUUUUCAGAGCAAAUAAAGAACACAAACUGAGCCGAGACUUCUGAUCAUCUCAUACGUAGACAAUAUAGUGGAUACAUAUACUGAGGCUGUGUCCCCAUAGUAACUCAUACACAGAGCCUAUAGUGUGUACAUAUAUUGAGGCUGUGUCCUCAUAGUAACUCAUACACAGAGCAUAAAGCGCAUACAUAAACUGAGGCUGUGUCUCCAUAGUAACUCAUACAUAUGGCCUAUAGUGGACACAUAUACUGAGGCCAUGUCCUCAUAGUAAUUCAUACACAGAGCAUAUAGUGCAUACAUAAACGGAGGCUGUGUCUCCAUAGUAACUCAUAUAUAUAUCAUAUAGUGGAUACCUAUACCGAGGCUGUGUCCUCACAGUAACUCACACAUAGAGCAUAUAGUGGGUACAUAUACUGAGGUAGCGUCCUCAUUGUAACUCAUACAUAGAGCCUAUAAUGGAUACAUAUACUGAGGCUGUUUCCAUAGAAACUCACACAUAGAGCAUAUAGUGGACACAUAUACUGAGGCUGUGUCUCAAUAGAAACUCAUACAUAUAUAUAUAUUUCAUAUAUAGGAUACUUAUACUGAGGUGGUGUACUCACAGUAACUCUUAUAUAGACCACAUAGCGGAUACAUAUACUGAGGCCGUAUCCUCCUAGUAACUCCUACAUAGAGCAUAUAGUGGAUACAUAUACUGAGGCCGUGUCCUUAUAGUAACUCAUACCUAGAGCAUUUACUGGACACACUCUGUUCAUAUGUUAGAGCAUAAAGUGAAAACACACCGAUGCUGUACCACCACCAGAUCAUGUAUGGAUACUGAGGCCCCGUGGUCUCAUAUGCAGUAUAUUCCUCCACUCUCUGGAAAAGCCUGCUUAUUUGUGAUAAUGCACAGAUAACAGCAAUCAAUGCCACAUAUCUUGAUAGGAACAAGUGUGUGUGUGGACUUUAAAAACAUAUACAUGUGAGUACUUCAGUCACCCAGGGAAGUUCUCUUACCUUGGAUAUUUCUUCAGGACUGCGAAAUUCCAGAAGACUUUAUACAGCCAGGAUAUCCAUUAUUAGCACUCUUUUUCACAAUGCCUUAUUGCAUCAUAAGCACUCUUUUGCACAAUGCCUCCUUGCAUUAUCAGCACUCUUUUGCACCAAGCAUCCUUUCAUGUAUAACUUACCUAAAUGCUCACCACACAAACCUCCUAAAUGUGACCUAUUUGUUAGAAGGAAGCCUAAUGUAAGCCGCUGGGAGGGACUGAAAGAACAGAGACCCAGGUGCCUAUACUAGCUUUAAUCUAAAUUACUAAUGCACUUACCUGAACAGCUGCAGGCCUGUGUUUCAAUGGCAAAAUGGGGAUUUGAACAACUGACAGCCUAAACUGUUUAAACUAUAGGCUUCCAUCUGUACCCCAUAUGCCGUCCAUCAUCACCAGUGGGAGGAGGUUUAACCAACCCCAUACAAGGUGGAACACCAAGAAUAGGUAUACCCAGGUAGUCACCUUAUGGAAGUGCUGUUUACUGGGUCUUCAAGGAUAAAGGCUUAGACUCAGCUGGGCCUCAUGUAUGCAGUGGACCGCUGUCAUCCCCUCAGGGAGAGAGAUAGGUCAGACUCCUGAUUGCUGAAGGAGGUACCCAGGCUGGCAACUGUUACAGAUGUGCUGUUUGCUGGGUCUUCAGGGAUAAGAGGCUGAACCCUGGCCUGGCUUCAUGUAGGCAAUAUAUCACAUUCAUCCCCUGAGUGGGUACCCAAGCUGGGCUGUUGCUGGGUCUUCAGGGAUAAGAGGCUGAACCCUGGCAUGCAGUGGACCAUUUUCAUCCCUUAAGGGAGAGGUUGGGUCCGACCCCCGGUCACUAAAGGGGGUACCCAGGUUUGCAGUAUUAACAAUAGUGCGUUGCUGGGUCUUCAGGGCUUAGAGGCUGAACCCCGGCAUGGCUACAAAAAUAUUGCCUGGUGAGCAUAAAAGAAAAUCUAGGCCUGCAUAAGCAGACUCCUUCCAAACUGCUGUGAAGGACAGGAAAAAAGACUGCCUGAUGGGAAGGGGGAGGAUCUAUUUAUACCAGUUUCAGAGUUCUAUUUCCUGUCCUUUCUGCUGUGAGGGGAGGAGCUAACCCAUGAGUAAAUGCUGCCAUGAAUAAUGUCAGGAAAAUAUAUAUAUAUAUAUAUAUAUAUAUAUAUAUAUAUAUAUAUAUAUAUAUAUAUAUAUAUAUAAAAUUGGAUGGGACGUAUUGUUCCCACCCAUGCUGGCGGGUGGGGGCCCUAAUUAAUUAUAAAAUAGGGGGUGGACAUGCCAUUGUCCACCCACCAAAUAGUAGUGGGUUUACCUCUGGGUGGCUAGGGUUCCCCAAUCCAUUGAUAAAUAAAUUUUUAUAUAUAUAUAUAUAUAUAUAUAUAUAUAUAUAUAUAUAUAUAUAUAUAUAUAUAUAUAUAUAUAUAUAAAAUCGAAAAUGUGGAAUGUUGGUUAAGUGAAGAUAUAUCAGUCCUGCUUUGCUAAAUAGCAGUCUGAGGUUUUUCGGUUAAAUGUCCCAGGGAGAAAUGUUGAUUUUGCACGAUAAAUUGCUGGUAAUCUGCAAACCGCGGUAAGGGUCCCUGGGGCAGAGUCAGUGCUCCCAACAGCACUAGUUGCUAAGUUACAGCCAGGCCAGAACCUGCAUUUGACUUAAGAGUUCCACAGAUGUGACUAAUUGAAACUAACCUGUAGCUGGUCAAUUAACAGGCAGUCUUAUAAAAGAAGGGAUGAGUCUGCUGCAUAGUAAGGGGAAAAAAAGCCAGCUAGGAGAGCUGAAGGACAGAGGAAUGGUGUUUCUUGCAAGUGUAAUUUUUUUUUUUGUUAUUGAAAAUUUGUAAGUGGGAAAGCCAACCAAUUACAGGCAGUUAUUUAUUUGUUUAGUAAGUGUUCAAGUAAGAGCAAGGACUUUUUAUUUGUUUAAUUUUAUUUAAAACACCUGUUUAUUUUCAUCAAAUAAAUCUGGAAAACUGAGCUAGAUGUGUCUUGGACUUUGAUUACCUUAGAAGGCUAUGGUUACCAUAAGAUCUGUGACAAAAUCCUACCUGGAAAAUAAGUAGUUUGUCACAAUAUAUAUAUAUAUAUAUAUAUAUAUAUAUAUAUAUAUAUAUAUAUAUAACAAAGAACUUGGAAAUGAAUAUAUGUUCUGUACAGUACCCUGGUGCAAUCUGCGUUGUAUAAAUAAUCUGAAAAAUUGGGGCGCACUCAAAGGAUUAACAAUCGAUGGAAUCAUUUAAUCAAUUAAUUAAAAUACACAAAUAAGCAGUGUCACAAUCAACGUUUUGACCCCUAAGGGUCUUUCUUGUGAUCUUAAAAUAAUCUGCAGAGAAAUCACCUUCAGCCAUCUGAAGAUCGAUCUUAUGGCUAGAAGAUACAACAGGAAGUUCAUGAGAUUUGCUUCACCCAAAUCCAUAUCUGCUAGAUAGCCUCUCAGUCCCUUGGGACUUUUAUCUUGCCUAUGUGUUUUCCCCUAUAGCUGUCAUACACAGGGUUCUGCAAAGGAUAAGAACAGACCAUGCAAUGAUAAUCACAGUCAUGCCCACAGUCAUGAUGUUGGAACUACUGGAAGUCUCUCAAAGAAAUCAUUCAAAAAUUCCUCAGAAAACAUUAUGAAGAACAGAGAUGUCUCUCAGAUUGCUCUGAAGCUGUUCAAAGUGACCGUUUGGGAGCUGCAAGGUUUAUACUGUUAGCCCAAGGGCUUAGCAUAGAAGUCAUUGAUAUUUUGGUUCAGUCUAAUAUAAAGUCUACCUGGAAGAUACACUCCAGAAUUUGGAGAACUUGUUCUUCAUGGUGCAAGAGAAACAAUGCCUCAAAUGCCUCCAAUCCUCAAGUACUGGCCUUUCUUCAAGAACGCUUCACAAAAGGCCAAAGUUAUCUCUUCUUAAAGUGAGGCCAGGCCUCUACCAUUCUCCAAUCCGGCACGCAGUUCCAGGCUGCUGAGUGGAAUGUCUCAGCUGCAAAAGAUGACUCCUGAGGGCUCCAGUACAGAGAGAGCCCCUUUAGUCCUUGGAUGCCUUGUCACCUGUCUGAUCUCCCUUCCAAAAAGCGCCAUGUUUGGUGGUCCUAGGGCCAAAUGCAACCCAGGUUUUUACUUUUGCUGGACUGCCGUAAUUCUGCGAUCCGACCUAUAGUACCAUGCAAUUACUGGGUAGGACCCUGUAGGGCACACUGUGCCUGUGAGAACCUUUAACUAGUUCCUGAUGGUUGGUUUGGUUUAUCACGCCAGAAUGCUCAGUGGGGGAGGGAUUACCACAGUGAUUUUAGUCCUUUUUGGAGAAGGUGGUGCUAGGGAGUCCUGCACCAGUCCACAGUGUCCAAGUGGUCCAUCACAACUGGUGUUGAGCUUGAAGGCAAGAUAAAUUGAUUUGUCUUUUCAGGAAGAGUGUAGGGAGGCAGCGUUAUUGAUAGCUGGGAGGAGGGUAAUAGAAGCCUGUUAUGCUCCAUAGAACAAAACAGAACAAUGCAAGACCACAAUCAUUAAAAUUAGAGAAUUAGUUCAGCACUCUUAUCAAUGAGCGCUGUCCUGCAUCAGCUGUGUUUUGCUCUGGAGCCAUCUGGUUUCUGCUGCUGGAGACGACCUGAAGCAGUGUGGGUACCCUGGUAAGUUGUCAAGCUGUGUUACAACACUUUGGUAUGUUACAAAGAGAUGGGCAACCAAGGUACACAUGGCACAAUAACCUCUGCAUCGGACUGCCAUGGUUAUGGUGCCUGGAGUGUUCUUUUAAAGUCUUAAUAAUAAUAAUCAUCCCACAAUAUGCAGAAAUAAUUUGUGCUCUUCUUUUAUGUUUAAAGGAACACAGUGCUUAUCAAACUGAAAACCCGAUCCUCCAUUCGCAGCCCGAACAUGUUAAGAUAAGAUUCAUGAAGAUAGAAAUAACAUUAUCAAUUAUAAUAUUGCAUGUGUUUGCCCCAUGACACCAUGAUAGAUUAAUUAUACCAAAUGAACCAACAAAUGCGCAGUUAUGCAGUUUGCAUUUUGUUCAAUCCACGUGCUAUGUGGCUAUCUCUCUGGGAACAAAUGGUUAAAUCUUUCCAAUUAGAAUAAACAUAUCAAUCUACUACAAUAUUUUGUACACUGAUCAGCCACAACAUUAAAACAACCUGCCUAAUCUCGUAUAGGUCCCUCUUGUGCUGCCAAAAUAGGUCUGAUGAGUCGAGUCAUGGAAUCCACAAGACAUGUUAAUGUAUCCUUUGGUAUCUGGCACCAAGAGAUUAGGAGCAGAUCCUUUAAGUUUCGCAAGUUGUAAGGUGGGAAAUCCAUGAAUUGGAUUUCUGUGUUCCCACAGAUGCUGAAUCGGAUUGAGAUAAGGGAAAUUUGGAAGCCAAGGCAAUUUGAUGGUACGUGUCAAAGAAUGCCAGAACCCAAGGUUUCCCAGUAGAAUAUUGCCCAGAGCUUAGCACUGCCUUCUUCCCAUCGUGGAUCCUGCUGCCAUCUCUACCCAGGUAAAUGACGCACACCUACUCUGCCGUCUACAUGGUGUAAACGAAAAUGUGAUUCAUCAUACCAGGCAACCUUCUUCCGUUGCUCUAUAGUCCAGGUCUGAUGCUCACGUCCCCAUAGAAGGCACUUGGUCAUCAUGGGCACUUUAACCUGUCUCCGGCUACGCUGCCUUACACACAGCAAACUGCGAUGCACUGUGUGUUCUGACACCUUUUUAUCAUGGCCAGCAUACAGUUCAGCAAUUUCAGCUACAGUAGCUCUUUUGUUUGACUGGACCAAACGGACUAGCCUUCGCUCUGCAAGUGCAUCAACAUGCCUUGGGUUCCCAUGACCCCUGACAUUGGUUCACCGGUUGUCCUUGCUUGCACCAUUUUUGGUAGGAACUAACAACUGCACACCGGGAAGACCCCAUAAGACCUGCCAUUGUUCUGACCUAGUUGUCUAGCCAUCACUCUUUGUCCUGUGUAAAAGUCACUCAGAUAUUUUUCGCUUGCCUAUUUUUCCUGCUUCCAACAGAUUAAAUUCAAGAAAUGACUGUUCACUUGCUAUCUAAUACAUCCCACCCAUUGACAGGUGCCAUUGUAAUAAUAUUAUAUUGAAUUCUUCUGUCAGUGGUUUUAAUUUUGUGGCAGAUCAUAUUUAUAAUGGUGAUUUAGGCACCCUCUGCACCAAAGAACUUAGUCUAUUGCUUUGUGGAACAUGAAGUGUACUGAGAUUUAUUUGUGUGUGGGUGGGACAAUGACAACAUUAAACAAAAAGUUCUAGAGUUUUUAGUUAGCUGCCUGUCAUUUUAAAGAAACCCCCCAAGCAGCAUAAUCAUUAUAGCGUGCUAUAGAGGUUAUAGUACCAGGAGUGCCGUGGCACUCACCCAUUGUAAGUAGUCAAACUGUUUAGUAAUGCUUCCAUUUCUUAUCUGAGGUGUGCCAGAUCCCACUCUCUACCUCUUCUCAGCAGGAAAAAACAGCUAGAAGCUCUUGUUAGGAGCUACUGUUAGAUCUCCUGAGCUUGGCCAAGUAGUGCAGGGCUAGCUCAUUGGCUGAGCUUGUCAGCUGAUCACUCUUAGCCAAUGGGCUAUGCUUUGUACUGACAGGAGGAGGCAGAAAAUGGCACCCAGUGGACCCCAGAUAAAAAGUCAAACUGUUUAUACUUGCAUUGUGGGGGUGCCAGGGAACUCCUGGCACCAUGACCACUAAAUUAGGACAGCCACUAGAGGAAGAUUUACAUUGCAGUUUUUUUUUUUAAAAAAGGACAGGAACAUUGCACCAAGACCACUUCAUGGAGAUGAUGUGGCUUGAAUUUCUUUAGUGAUCAUUACAUGCAGUCAUGGGAAAAAAAAAGUACACCCUCUUUGAAUUCUAUUAUUUUACAUAUCAGGACAUAAUAACAAGUAUCUGUUCCUUAGUAGGUCUUAAAAAUAAGUUUAUACAACUGCAGAUGAACAACAACACAUGACAUAUUACACAGUGUCAUGAUUUAUUUAACAAAAAUAAAGCCAAAAUCAAAACAGAGAAGUUCAUGGGGAGUUCAGAGGACAUCAGUACUGACAUCAGCAGAGGGAUAACCCAGCUAACACAGUACAGAGAGCUCUGUGAUAUCUAUCAUGCUUCAGCUUCUGAAACUGUGGUCACUGAGGAGGGACAUGACCAGGAUCUUUUCAAAUCCCUGGGGUCUCCCUCAUCACAGGGAUAAACUGAUUUAAAGAGCCAUUAUGUGCAGCGCUCACUUUGAGCACCGUACAUAGCAGACUGUCAGUCUGUCAACUGACAGAGGGAACCAUUAGGUCUCAAAAGAUACCUGGGGCUCCCUGUUUCAAGCUGGGUGUAGACUCAGAAUUACCAUAGAUAAAGGAGUGCUCAGCCACAGAAUGUAAAUAACUUUAAAGGGCUAUUUAAGGGCUGCAUAUAGCUCAUCUGUCAGUCUGGGGCCACUAAUGGUUCCAGCAUGGAUUUAACCCUGCUGGUACUUUUAAUGCAUAGCGGUCUUUGCCGUGGGUUAAAGCACUGCAUUGCAUGAGGGCAUAGACUGUCAUGUGGUCCUUAAGGGGUUAAACACUUAAGUUUUUUAAAAAGUGUAAGUAUUUUUUUUUUUCAAUGUGCUAGUUUAACAUAUUACUAUUUCAGUGAAACUUGACUGUUAAAGCUUUCUCCAUAUGUCUAAAAUGUUUUUAUUACCCUAAAAGAAUAUGUUGUAGGAUGACUUAAAAGAUAGUGCUUUGUAAUCUGCAGGUUUCAGUUACUGGCGCGUUCCUCAGGAACUAAUCGAAUGUUGGACCCUUGAAGAACGUCCUAUAGAAGGAAGUGAGCAGAAUAUGUCUCCAGUAAACAGAAGGUACAGCACAUUAAACAUCAUGUUAUGGAUGUAACACAAAGAAGAGAUUUGUCUGUGGUGGAAAGAAACAUUAUGGGUGGUACAAAUGUUAUAUAAAUGAAUAUAUAUCUAUAUAGGUAUAUUCAUAAUGAGAGCACUAGUACUGUAUUUAGAUAUAAAGUACUGUAUUUGGAUAUAAAGCACAAGUUGUUACUCAUCCUAAUUUUUAGUUAGCACACUCUCUUUUCGCCUUGUUUCUCUAUCCCACCUAGUUUUCUGUAAUGCCUCAUUAAACCGCAUGCUAUGAUGCACUGGAUGUUGUACCCUCUUUUCCAAGUACUACUGAAGUAAAAUUGUGUUUUUGUAGUAAGAGUGCAUUUGCAUAAAUCAUUGGUUCUCAUAUUCUUUUUUCAUACUUAAAGUUCACCUGUUAUGCUACACAUAUCUUAUUGUAAAGUAUAUUAUAGUUCUCCUGCUAUUUGGCACGGCAAAUACAGCACAUGCACUUACUCCUCUAGCCAGCACUUCUUGCAGUGGCUACUGGAGGAUAGAAAUGGAGAGUCUGAUGUCACUCCAUUCAGAUGUCUAUGUGCUGGCAAUGGAUGUCACUUCAUUAUGUGGAAGGAUUGAUUUGCUUGUCCUCCAUCUGGGCCAAUCCUGAGAGCGCACAAGCUGGACCUCGGUGGGACUGGAGGUAGUUGUUACAGUAAUGUAACACCCACAGAGUUGCAGACGAGACCGAUUGAUCCAUGAUUAGUAGGAUACAUUUCUUUGAAUGGUCAGUUGAAUAUAUAUAAUUAGUCUCUAUGGUACAUUAUACAUUCAAGGAUAACAAUUUCCACUAGCCACUGGCAGAUGAAAAUGUAGCACUGGAGAGUAGAAAUUCACUUCUGGUAUAUGUGCCAUGGACUAUACUGGCGUGCAGUGGGUAGUAAAUAUUAAAGCCUGGCUAGUAGCACAGGACGUGACAUUUUAAGCCCUAAUACAUUCAUUGACUUUGAGAUGUUGGGCCCUUCGUGAUGACAUUGUGGAUUCUAUUGAAGGUUCAUACCCUAGGUAUUUGCUUCAAAACUCUUCCAAUCACAUCCAGAAUGUGCAUUCAAAAUAGGGACAUUUAGAGGUAAGUAUUUUUUUUUCUUCCUACAGUUAUAUUUGUGUCGCUAUGCAAUUUCUAUUUACAUAGCAAUCAACUAUACAAAUAUUCAGACAUGCAUUUAAAUAUUUCAUAAUAACUGCAUUACUUUCCUACAUUUUGCUCAGAUCAGAAUCCACAUAACAUCUCAAUAAAAUGUCACUAUAAGUAGAUGUAUUUUAAUAGGGAUGUGUGGAAUAUUAAUAUAUUCACCUAUAGAUUUAUUUUAACCACUGUGCCUUGCUUUCUAGGAGAUUAAUAGACUACACACAAGAGAAUGAGGACCAGACUGCAACAUCCAAAACUGGUCCAAAACCUAUUCGAUUUUCAGGCCCAUCUACAAAUACUAAUAUUAGAAUCAAGAGCUCUGUGUCAUUGAAACCUUGUGCCCAAAGAACCAAUUCAGAGGCUUCCAAUGAUGUUAGGCUAAAAAGACCAGUAAUUGAUGGGUCACAGCAGAAAAGGACUGACCUGAAAAUUCAACGGAUUAGUAUUGAUCCUGUGUCAUCAAAUAGAAAUGAAAGCCAACGCAAUACUCUGUCAAUUGUUGACAAAGGAACCAAACUUAAAGGCAAUGUCUCUUCUCCAGAACAGACCAAAUCAAGGCGCAUAAUACGACUUAAGAGGCCAUCUCUUAGCUCAACAUCUGUGUCAGAAAAUGAAUCCACAAUAUUGGAGGAAUUACAGGUAUCAACAUCACCACCAGUAACUGAUUCGUCCUGAAAAGAGAAAUUUUUGUAUUUUCUACAGUACUACAUUUAUUAAAACAUUUGCUUAAUAAAUAUACGUAACUGGUUUAUAAAACUGAUUGUGUGGAUUUUUUUCAAAAAUAUUUUUUUUUACAGAACUUUACAACAUAACAAAAUAAAUGUACAGGGUUAUUCACUAAAGUGAGAUUUCAAAUUUAAGGUCAAAAUAGCAGCAGCUGACUAAAAUGAAUAGCCUGGAGUCUGAACUGGACUGAGUUAUAAAUAAGAGAUUUGUAAUGGUCUGUGCAAGAUGAAUAGUUUGGAAAAGAGUCAAUUUCUUCUGUCUAUGCCAAAAUUUGGCAUGAGUUGAGAACAUAAUGUUCAGAAAUCAAGGUCAUUUAUUUAUUUGCUUCAGGUUUACGCAUUUUACAAUUAGUAUAAAGCAAGGUUAUCUAGAGUGAAGACCUGGCACAUUUACAGCAUAUUUCAGCCUGACAUCCUCUUAAAUUAUUAGGCACAUUCUCCACUUAAAGGUGCUCCAUUAGAAAAUAAUUUUAUAACAUGACAGGAGGCUUCCUAUUUUGCAUUAACUCUCUUUACUAAACUCCACAGCAGUAAAGAAAAAACGUAAAGAGUAACAAAUAAAUCACUGAGCAGCAUAGUAUAUAAGGGUUAUGCUGCCUGUACACUUCCUCUUUCUUUACUGCUCCAUCGCAGACAGGUCAGAAUAUUUGCUCCCCUGGAGCUUUACACAUUUAUUGUCAUUACUUGUUUGUUUCUUUCUAUUUCCAUAUCUUAUUAUCAUUGUUUAGCCCUUUUAUUUCUAUUUACUUAUUCUGUAUUAGGGCUGUGGGACUAGGGGCUCUCUGUGGGGUUUUUUCUGCCCCUCUAUGCCUUCUGGGACCCUCCCUUGGCUUCCCCUUGGUCUCCCCAGGUUCCCCCACUGCCCCCCUACCCUGGAGUGCCCUCCUGGGCUCCCUCCUUGCGGCCGGUUUCGUUCGCGCCGGCCCGCUUCCGCCCGUGGCCGGCCUCAAAAUUUAGUCCCCGGCUUGCGGCCUACCUCGCGGCCGCCAUUUUGGAUCGCGGACAUCGCGUGUUUCUCGCGGCCAUCUUAGUUUUGCCUCGUGCAUCUCAUUAGGGGACUCAGUGUGGCUGUGCUAGCUUGCUGUUACCUCUAAAGUUGCUGUUUUUCACACCUUUUGUGUCUGACACCCCUGUGAAUGAAGGAUUACCUGCUCAAGCACUCCAUCUGCUGCUAUCAAUCUGCUACUCAGUCUCUGUGCCUCAUCUGCUUCUAUCAAGCUAUCCUGUGGCUGGGUCAGUCAGGUCAGUGCUGCUGCCUGUUUAUUAUUAUUGUGACCUGUACUUAAGGGUCCCAACCCUGUGCAACCGGGGUGAGCCCCCACUAUAAAUACGCUGCUUACUGGGAGACUAGCUGUUGCAGUUCUCUCUAACUGGGUGAGCCCCAGUUUAUAAGGUCACUACAAUACCCUGCUGGGGUUAUUCUGGGCUUGUUCCCACCAUACUUCCAAAUCUGACCCUACGCCUACCAUCAAGACCUGGGUGCCCGUUUAUUGCUGUGCCUUUCAGUGACCUAUAGGCCUACCCUGACAUGGAAGAUUCCCAGAACGUCCCUGUGGACUUCCAGGCCAUGAUUAACGCAGCUGUCGCUGCCUCUGUGGAGAAGGCACUCUCCAAGGCCCGAGCUUCGGCUCCUGACGUACCAAAACGCAUACGUCCACGCCACGAGUCGGAUUCUGAAUUGUCCGACCAUCAGGCACGGGAGGAUUCCCGCCCUAAAAAACGCCAUGACAAAGGCGAAGACUACACACCCAAACCACCUAAGGGUAAGGCACCUGCCAAGCGCAAGUCUGCCAAAUUUCACACCCCGGCCCCGCGUCAGGAGUACUCUUCAGACGAAGAGCAGGACGCCCAGUCCAUGUCAGUGCUAGAUGAGUGGCAAGCUGACGCCUCUGACUCGGACUACGACGCAUGGGGCUCGGACGAGAAAUCUGUCUCCGCUUUCAUGCGAGAGACCCUCCUGGGUGCGGCCUAGACAGGAGGUGUCGAAGACACUGCGGACGCAGAACCUCCUCUUGAUUCAGACACCAUCUUGGACCCCUCAGGCCAGGUGAUGUUCAACCCCCGCAACAUACGGCACCCCAGAUCGGGUGACUGGUCGCCUCCAGAACACCUUUCCAGGUUUAUGCACCUGUGGCUCCGCAAACCUCUGGAGAAAGAGGUCCGCAGCCGACUCAGGUCUGAAUGCCCACGCCCUUCCCUGCCGGAUAAGGUCGCUCAGACCCGGGAAUUCGACAAGGUUAUGUCAACCUUCAUGAUGCGCAGUGGUAGAGACCCUUGCCGAGGGGUAGAGAAAGGCCUAUGGGGCGCCCAGGAUAACCUGCUGGAUUCCGUAGGCCCCCUGGCUCGCAUUAUGUAUCUGGCGGAUGAUGCCUACGCCAAAGCCGACUCCUUCUCUGCCGAGGACAUCAGGGAAUGGGCACAACGGUGCUUUUGUUUCAUUGGAAACACUGUUACGCUCUCUUCGGAGAGACGAAAAGCAGCGUUAUACCGUAUUAACGGUAAAUUGGCAGACCUUGGCACAAAGGAGAUUGGGCCCCAGGCACAAGGAAAACUAUUUGGCGAACCGUUCCUCAAGGAACUCAAACACGUAAACGUGUUCACCUCCCUUAAUAAGGCGCAAUCCUCUAUGCGCAGAGUUUUCAGGAGCAACCCUACCAGAGGGGUUUUUGGAAGGGCUGGCCGGCAGCGGGGCCGUGCCGCCAGCCGCUUAUGGCCUUCAGGCCCCCGCACCCAACCAACACCGUUCUACCCGACAAGGGACUAUCGGCAGCAACCCUUUUCCAGAGGCUCGGAUAGAGGUCGUGGACCCCGUGGACGCGGACGUUCCCGCUUUGCUGCAGGUAAGGACCCAUAUUCCUCCACUGUUACCAUGCACCCGCACUGCGGGCCAUAUUUCCCUUUCUUUCCAGAAUUGGGCCGCCCUAUGCUCAGACACAUGGAUCCUACAAACAGUACAGGGAUAUAUCAUAGACCUAGUGGGGACCCCCUUUCAGGUUCAGCCCCAUCCACAUGUCGUCCUCAGACCACAACCUCGUCAACGCGGAGCUACGCGAGCUCCGAGACAAAGGGGCCAUCCAACCGGCCCACGACGGGGGUGGUUACUUCAGCAACAUCUUCCUGGUUCGGAAAAAGUCGGGAGAAUACCGACCGGUCAUCAAUCUACGCGCCCUCAACGCACGUGGUCUAUCGCCACUUAAAGAUGGAGGGCAUCCACCUCCUGCGAGACCUUCUUCGAAGCAACGACUGGUUCACCAGGCUCGAUUUGAAAGAUGCAUAUCUGUCAGUCCCGGUGCACCCGGACUGUCGAGCACUGCUACGUUUCCUCUGGCACGGACGCCCUUGGCAAUUCACUUGCCUCCCUUUCGGGCUCAGCUCAGCCCCAUGGUGCUUCACCAAGCUUCUAAAACCAGUGGUGGCCCACCUGAGAUCCAGGGGCAUUCGAUGCAUCAUCUACUUAGACGACCUUCUUCUCUUCUGCUCCGACGAACACAGACUAUGCUAACACACUCACUUGGCAGUGUCCCUACUGGAAUCUCUGGGUUUCGUGGUGAACCAACCGAAAUCGGAGCUGACCCCUACUCAGACGAUACAGUUCCUCGGCUUCGAGAUCGACUCAACGACAUGCACUCUGAGACUACCAGCCUCAAAGAUCACAGCCAUUCGCAAUGAGAUUCGCAGGGUUCUCCGUCUCGACUCCAUUCCACUACGCAACCUGGCCAGGAUUGUAGGACUCCUCUCUGCUUCCAUUCAAGCCAUAUUUCCGGGUCCCCUCCACUACAGGGCCAUGCAACGUCUCAAGGCGAAAUACCUACGCCACAGACCUACUUACGACCAACCCGUCCUGUUGACGACGGAGGUUCGCGAAGAACUAUCAUGGUGGCUGGACAGCAUGCAAGCCUGGAACGGCAAGACCAUAUUCGGAGACACCCCAGACUUCGUAUUGGAAUCAGACGCCAGCCUGUGGGGAUGGGGUGCCACCGACGGAACCAUCUCCACGGGAGGAACAUGGACGGCACAGGAGCUCUCCAUGCACAUCAAUUGCCUCGAACUCCUGGCGGGAUCCUUCGCGAUCCGCAGCCUGGCCCGGGAAAGAUCCAACUGCUGCAUCCUCCUGCGCAUGGACAAUGUCUCCACAGUCCAGUACAUCAACCGUCUGGGAGGCGCUCGCUCACGCCUGCUGUUGGAUAUCACAAGGGACAUCUUCGACUAUUGCCUCCCUCGCAACAUCACGCUUCAGGCGGAAUACUUACCGGGAGAAAUCAAACUCACAGCCGACUGGUUCUCUCGCCACUGGAGAGACGUCAGCGACUGGAAGCUAAACACGAGAAUCUUCAGGGCCCUGACAGCCCGGAGGGGUCCCUUUCAGCUGGAUCUGUUUGCCUCUUGCAACAAUCACCAGACCCCGGAGUUCUUCAGCUGGCUCCCGGACCUGGAGAGCAAGGCGACAGACGCAUUUCUCCAACAAUGGCCGACGACAGGAGCCUACGCCUUUCCCCCAUUCUCCAUGAUUGCGAGAACACUACACCAGAUGCGGACGCAACAGAUCAAACUGGUUGUCAUAGCGCCCUUGUGGCAGAGCCAACCAUGGUUCCCGGACCUCCUGGCCUCCUCCUACAGGGACCCUCUCCUCCUACCAUCCUUCCCGGACCUGCUCACGGAUCCCAAAGGGUAUCUCCACCCACUACUCCUGGAAGACCGGCUACCCCUGGUGGCUUGGUCUCUUUCCGGGGUUCCUGGCGAGUCAGCGGACUAUCGCAGGCUGCUAGGGACCUCUUAUGGGACUCAUGGGCCCCGGGAACUAGACGCUGUUACCUUUCAGCCUGGGCCUCCUGGUCUACUUGGUGCAUGGAACGGGACUCCGAUCCCUUUACAGCACCUAUUCCCAUGAUUCUUAAUUUUCUUUCCUCCUUGUUUUCAUCUGGCCGCUCUUACCGUUCGGUCAACGUCGUUCGCUCCGCGAUUUCUGCGGCUCACACCCCCAUCGGGGAUCUCCCGGUCGGCAAAGACCCUCUGGUCUGCCGUCUACUCCGUGGUAUGCGGCUCCGCCGCCCCCCGGCCCCCAGGUACCCUCUCCUAUGGGAUGUAGGACUGGUUCUCAGUUUUUUCAGGGAUUGGCUUCCGAAUGACCGCCUCUCCCUACGCCAACUAUCCGCUAAGUGCGCUUUUCUCCUUUGCCUAGUAUCUUUCCAACGGGUUUCGGACGUUCGGGCCUUCGACGUGGACGCUUUCGAGGUGGCCCCGGAAGGGGUCACGUUCCACAUUUCCCGUCGCACUAAGUCGGGUUCGACUUCGGUCUUCUACCCCUUUUUCCCCGACGACCCGCAACUCUGUGUCGUGUCCACCCUUCGCAGGUAUGUUUCCGUUACCUCCUCACUCCGAUCCUCUACGUCGGGCCAACUCCUAGUCUCCUACGUGCGCCCUCACGCCCCAGUCUCGGUCACCACACUGGCCUGAUGGAUCCGCUGGAUCCUUUCCCUCGCAGGUAUAGACCCCGCAUUCGACGCCCACUCCAUUCGCGGAGCGGCGGCGUCGUCAUCAGCCUUCCUGGCAGGGGCGUCCCUUUCGGAUAUUCUCCGAACGGCAGACUGGUCUAGGGAAUCCACUUUCCGCACAUUUUACUUUCGCACUCCCCCUUCUACUGGGAUGUCUCUUCUUCAGCGUUAAAAUUGCAAAAUAGGAAGCCUCCUGUCAUGUUAUAAAAUUGAAGAUUAUGCUAGCUUUAGUGUACUAAUAAUCUUAAUUUUAAUAAGGACAGGAGGCGAGUAUUUUCCCUCCCUUUUGUUCCCUACCCUGACUCCUCGGGGGAGUGGAUCUUAAGGUGACGGAUUUUGGGAUUCAUGUUAAUAGUUACUCUAUCUUCUGGACAUAUUCGGUAUCCCUUCCAUCUCUAUCCCCUGUGUUUCCACCUAGACGGACAGUUUAGUUGUACAACAUGCUUACACCUAACACAUAUUUAGCCUAUGGCCAGCUUACAAUCUGUCUGUACUGUUUAAUUUACACCAUUCUGUUAAAGCCCACAGGCGUGAACAGUUACGGUUCAGUACCUAACCGAUUUUAUACUCUCCUUUCAGUGUAACCCUCUUCAGGACCUCCACUGGUCGCUGGUUCGUUAA